AAUUCGUUUAAUAACUGAAACGGGUUAAAAUCAGUUUCUUAGUUAGUAAUCAGAGAACAAUCAAAAUGGUAUUUUCAAUUGAUGAAAUUGUUGAAAAAUCGCGCAGAGAAACGAGCGGUGCGGAUGGUGUAUCGUUCGAAGAAGCUCUGAACGAAUCAAGAUUUGGGAAAUUUCAUUACUGUCUCAUAUUCGUAUCUGGCAUUUUUAUGGCGUGUGUAUUUUAUGAGAUAAUGGGCAUUAGUUAUGUGCUGCCGGUUGCUGAGUGCGAUUUGUACAUCACAUCGAAGCAACAAUAUGGGAUUGUGAGCGGUGUGUGGUUUGCGGGUUACAUUCUCGCUUCAAAUCUAUGGGGAUUUGUAAGUGACACAUACGGAAGAAGAAAUGUUUUAAUAAUUGCCACAUUAACGGCUGCGUUGGGCUCAGCACUGUCCAGCUUGGCAGUAAAUUUAUGGCAACUGGCAUUAUUCCGAUUCAUCAAUGGAUUUUGUCUUUCAGGCACCAGUACGAUUUUUGCCUAUCUCGGGGAAUUCCUCGACGCCAAGACAAGAUCACGCUCUACCAUGAUUUCGUCCGUCAUUUUUGGAGGAUUGUCGCUCUUUUUGCCGAUCAUGGCGAUGUUAGUUAUCAAUCAGAAGUGGAGUUUCGUUAUUCCAAUGAUUCAAGUGACCUAUAAGCCGUGGAGAUUGUUCAUUUUCGUAUGCGGUUUUCCGAGUUUGAUUUCCGGAUUGUCUUUGCUUCUCUUUCCUGAGAGUCCAAAAUUUACAUUUUCUCAGGGGGACGAAACUAAAACAAUCGACAUAUUUCGAAGAGUAUACUAUGUAAAUACCGGCAAUAGGGACUUCAAAAUCAAAAAAAUCCAACCGAAUGACGAAUUCGGACAAAACCGUGAGCGAAAGCAUGCACUCAAAAUGAUGUUGAAUCAGUCCGUGACACUAUUCCGCGUCUAUCCGUGGUCCAUAUUUUUAGUGUCGACGAUUCAAUUCGGCAUGUAUUUUGUAUGCAACGGAAUGCUUCUAUUCUUCCCGGACAUUGUCAACCAAGCGGCAUUAUAUAUGCAAACAUCUUCAAGUGACCAAGCACUGUGCAAAAUAAUUGAGCACGCAAUCGAUGCGAAAAACAAUAAUUCCGCGGUGUCCGCAGACAAUGUCAGAGAGUGUGUGCAAGAAUUGGAUGUUACUGCCUAUUACUACGCACUAAUUUUGGAAGGUUGUUACACCGGCGGAUUUUUUCUCUUAAGUUUGUUGGUUAAUUACGUGGGUCGCCUGUCAAUUUUCACAUUCGUUUCAUUUUCAACGGGCAUUUGUGGAUUCCUAAUCGUGUGGGUAUCGAACACUACAAUUGCUAUUUACCUUUAUGUGUGGCUACUGGCAUGCGGUGUCACCAUUGUUUUACUCAACACCGUGACGUACGAUUUGUUUCCGACGAAUCUGAGAGCUUUAGCCUUGAGUGUGUCGGUAAUGUUUGGUCGGUUAGGUGCACUUAUGGGUGGAAACGUGGCCGGACUAUUGCUGGAGAAGCAUUGUUCUGCACUCUACAUGUUCAGUGGAGGCAUUUUAAUAUUCACAGGCGUUUUGAUUUUUCUAAUACCGAACAUUAGGCAGAAAAAAUAAAUUUCAUGAAUCGA
This is a messenger RNA of Bradysia coprophila, 1624 nucleotides long. Its product is annotated as putative transporter SVOPL. Gene Ontology annotation, cellular component: membrane. Gene Ontology annotation, molecular function: transmembrane transporter activity. Gene Ontology annotation, biological process: transmembrane transport. The record is from RefSeq and is a predicted model, not a curated record. Lineage: Eukaryota; Metazoa; Arthropoda; Insecta; Diptera; Sciaridae.